AUGUCGAUGGAUGAAUCUUUUAUAAUUUGCGAUGAAAAUGAAGUGGAUGAUCAGGAUGGUAAUGAAAUCAAAAAGGAGGAAGCUAUGAGCAAACAAAGGAAGAAGCUUGUGAAACCAAGAUCCCACAUAUGGGAUCGCUUCACCAAAUUUACAAACAAAAAUAUGGAAAAAGAAAUAUUUUUUGAAGCCCAGGGGUUUAGAUACUUUUGCUCACAGAUGCAAAAUAAGUUUGUGGUUCCUUUUAGAAUGAUUGUUGCUAGAGAUUGUUACGAGAUGUUAUUGGAUGAAAGGUUGAAUUUAAAUAAAAGAAUCUUAAACUUUUGUCUAAUAUCAAGUCGUAAAGGUCAGGCCAUUGGAAAGGCAAUUGAGAAAUGUUUGCUUGCUUGGGGUCUUGAAAAUGUGAUGACCAUUACUGUUGACAAUGUUAGUUCUAAUGACACUGCAAUUGCUUAUAAAAAACAAGAGUCAAAACUGGUUAAUGAUGGUCUUAAAUUAGUUACUGAUGCUGUUUGUCGAGUUCAAGGUGCUGUUAAAUUUAUUUUAUCUUCUCCAUCUAGAAUUGAAAAGUUUUAUAAGUGUGUUUCGGAUAAGAAGAUUCCAUCAAAAAACAUUUUAUAUUGGCAUUUGAGAGGUAUGAUGGGGGAAGAUCCAAAUUUUCAUGAGCAUCUUCUAGAUCCCCAUGGUUAUGGGAAUGGUUUGGGAAAGCCUACUACUGAUGAUUGGGACCAAGUGAAGAACUUAGUUCAAUUAUUAGAAGUGUUUUAUAAUUUAACUUUGCGUGUGUCUGAAUGGUGUGAAAGCCCUGAUUAUGAGUUUAAGGAAAUGGCAAAGAGAAUGAAAGAGAAGUGUGAUAGCUAUUGGGGGGAUCCCAAAAAACUAAAUGUUAUGCUAUAUGUUGUUGCUGUACUUAAUCCUAGAUAUAAAUGGAAAACUGUGGAAUUUGGGAUAAUACAAAUGUACACAAAAGAUAAUGAUGCUUCUGUUGUUUGUACGCGGAUAAAGAAUGCCCUUUAUGAUUUAUAUGAUGAAUACAAAGGCUUUCAUUCCACACCCGCAACAACGAACCAAAGUGAUGGUGCUUCAAGUUCUCGCAAAGAUGUAGAACCUAGUCUUUCGAAAAAAGGACUUAUGAGAUCUAAGUUUAAAAAACUCAAAGAGUCUCGUGAGGAUGGGGAAUUGACUAAAACAGAGGCGGACAAGUAUUUAGAUGAGGUUAUAGAAGAAGAUGGAGAUGGCUUUGAUAUUUCGACCUGGUGGAAAAACAAUAGUUCAAGGUUUCCCAUUCUUUCUCUUGUAACUCGUGAUGUGCUAGCCAUUCCUGUAUCCACAGUUGCAUCGGAAAGUGCCUUUAGAACUGGAGGUCGAGUUCUAGAUUCAUUUCGAAGUUCAUUAAGUCCAAAGAUGGCAAAAGCUCUUAUUUCUUGUCAAGAUUGGCUUCGUGCUUCUUCUCCAAAAGUUGAGGAGUGCUUGGAGGAUAUAGCACAACUAGAGAACGAGUUAUUGAAGAUCAAUUUGGCUCCUUCAGUUAUUGACGUUCCAUAA
Amaranthus tricolor (Joseph's coat) is the source of this 1542-nucleotide messenger RNA. Its product is annotated as zinc finger BED domain-containing protein RICESLEEPER 2-like. The transcript has 7 exons. Lineage: Eukaryota; Viridiplantae; Streptophyta; Magnoliopsida; Caryophyllales; Amaranthaceae. The record is from RefSeq and is a predicted model, not a curated record. The coding region runs from base 1 to 1542 and encodes 513 amino acids. Gene Ontology annotation, molecular function: protein dimerization activity; DNA binding.